AUUAUAUUAAUAUUAUGCUUGAGGUGUAUAGUAUGUUUAGAGUUUAUAGGCUGAGAGUGUUCGGUAUACUUGUGAUAGAGAGGUUAUAAUAAGGCAAGAAAAUGAGUACAGCUAUUAAAGAGGGAAAGGGUGCUGACGGUAAAGGAGUGUGAGGGUGAUGAGCAAGAGAGAUGGGGUAAAAAGGGGGGCUGGCUAUUGGACUGUGAGAGAUCGAGAGAGAAGGAGGGAGGAAGGAAAAGGGAAGGCUGUUAGAGAGUCCUGGCACUCUGCAGCGUUCUGCCACCUUAUUAGAUGCUGAGGAGUGCUGGUUUGAAAGAAAUAUCUGCAUGCACACGUAUACAUACACAGACUAGUCUGUUCCACAGGACCAAAGGAAGCCGGGUUCUAUUAAUCAAAAUGUAAUCAUGGAUUUCUGUCACGUCAACUGAUACAGAAAAAAAAUCAAAAAUCAAAGAUACCAAGUGAUCAUUCGCAUUUAUCCAGUGAAUUUAAAAGUGUAUGAGGCAUAGUCACAUAACAAUGGAGAAUGUGACUCCUAGUGCAAUCACUAACUUAACCAAUACCGAACCUCUGAGCAAUAUGCCAGAGAACUCACUGGAAGUCCAAAUUAUCACCAUAUUACUGUCCCUGCUCAUCUGUGGGGUAGGAAUAGCUGGCAACAUCAUGGUCGUUCUGGUGGUUCUCCGAACCAAACACAUGAUGACUCCGACUAACUGUUAUCUGGUCAGCUUGGCCAUUGCAGAUCUCAUCGUUCUCUUAGCAGCUGGACUGCCGAACAUCUCUGAAGUGGUUUCUUCUUGGAUCUAUGGCUACACUGGCUGCUUAUGUAUCACUUACCUGCAGUAUCUGGGCAUCAAUGUUUCCUCUUGCUCCAUCACAGCUUUCACUGUUGAGCGCUACAUCGCUAUAUGUCACUCCAUCAAGGCACAGUUUAUAUGUACUGUAUCCAGAGCCAAAAAGAUCAUCGCUUGUGUUUGGAUUUUCACCUCACUUUAUUGCAUCAUGUGGUUUUUUCUCGUCGAUAUACACGAGAUGGUUUACGCCAAUGGUGUCGUUGUGAGAUGUGGUUAUCGGGUGUCAAGGAACCUCUACAUGCCAAUUUACUUUUUGGACUUCACACUGUUUUAUGUCAUUCCGCUGGUUGUGGCCACAGUGCUUUAUGGGUUGAUUGCUAGAAUAUUGUUCAUGAACCCUUUGCCAGCAAAUUUUUCUGAAAGAGGAAAUGACUCAAUCCACCAGGGACGGACAAACAGCACGGUGAAGGUCUCCUGCAAGCCAAAUAAGGGCGCAGUUUCCUCCAGAAAACAGGUGACUAAGAUGCUAGCAGUGGUGGUUGUAUUGUUCGCUCUGCUCUGGAUGCCCUAUCGUACUCUGGUGGUGGUGAAUUCGCUCAUGGACCCUCCAUACCUCAACACUUGGUUUCUGCUCUUCUGCCGCAUGAGCAUCUACACCAACAGUGCCAUUAACCCCAUCAUAUACAACGCCAUGUCACAAAAAUUCCGCACGGCUUUUAAGAAGCUGUGCCACUGCAAGGGAGCCACCAGUAAGGAGAAGGCAUCAAAACAUAAUGCUCCAGUCUACUACAGUGUCAUCAAAGACUCCUCAAGUCCUGAAUACGAGACAGAACAGGAGGAUGUUAGCACUUACAAUGUCAGUGCCAAGAGGGUGAACUUUUCAACCCAGACUGGAAGAGAAACCACUCCAGGGAUGUUCACUAUUGCUUGAGUUAAGCUGAGAAAAAGACUCUAACUUUUGUUAGGGUAUACAUUAUGUGAAUAUAAUCAACUGUUUGAUAUUUCAGUGUCUCAGUGGUCCAAAUGUUCCUUUUGAAGCAAGAACAAAAUAUUAAAGAUUUACACAAGCUUCUUGAAGGUGCCAGUAAAUAUGUUGACAAGCUGACAAGUGUUUUGAGGUUAUAUACUGUUGAGUGGGCUGUAGAAAUAUCUGCCAGCUAGGCAGAGCUCUUUCGCUGGCUAACUGCCUGCCUGAAUUAACGUGCAUGCAUGGGAGUCACUCAAGGCAUCCAUAUAGUAUUUAAAUGUUUAACAAAGCUAUCCUCUUGUUUUUUUAGUUCAUUUGCUAAUUACAAUGUAAACCAUGGCCACAUUUUUUAGUUAAAAAGACAAAUAUAACUAGCCAUGAGCAAAUUAAUAUUUUACAUAAAUAAAUCUGCUGCUGUAACGAACUAAAGUUAGCAAACUGGAGCACUAGACACGACAUAUACUAGUUUUUCUACUAAUUUUACCUCAGGUAAACUUGUUUGGAAAAAAUGGAUCUUCGAAUAUCCUUGGUUAGCAUCCAACAACAAUCCACCUAGUACUGUAGCUUGUGUAGUAGCCUGUAGUCCCUCCAGGAUUUUGUGGAGGUUUUUUUUUGUGAUUGUUUCAGCCAAAAAUGCUUGAUUUGCUGCAGGUUUUUUUUUUUUAAACAAAAUUUGCAACAAAACUUGUUGGAGACUUUUGUGUGUUUGCAAACUACUUGAAUUCUCUUUUAAACUACUAUCAGUGAAGACACAGAUGUUAUUUCUUUCUGUGAUAGCUGGAUUCAUGUUUGACAUACAUGAAUCAAAGAGACUGAAUCUUUGGCUGAAUGUGUAUUGAUAUCACAUGACUUUUUUUAGCCCAAAUCUGCAGAAAAUCUGCGGUAAUUUUUGCAAAUCCUGGAGAAACUGCUAUAUGCAUAAGCAUCCAUUCAGUUUCCCACUAGCAACAUUUCUAUAUAUAUAUCAUAUUUAGACACUUCAGUUUAUAAUCAGUGCAUUAAAAUUAUAUACAUUUUAUUAACUGGUAUAUGACUUCAGAGAACAUAUUUCAUUUUUCAGUAACAGGAAGGUGUAUCUGUGAAAGAAAUGCUAGGUAUUAUAGGUACAGAACAUAAACAACAAAAUAAACAUGAAAUCUAUAAAAUGAUAGAGAUUUGUAUGUGAUUUCUAUGUAAAAACACAAACAAAACUGUAAUGUACUGAAGUCAGAUGCUGUAGGAUCUGUAAAGUUAGUGCUGGCUGUAUUAAAUUAGCUUCCACCUGCAUGACAGGGAACAAAUCAGCAUGGGAUCACCCUAUGCUGUUUCUCACAUAGUGGUGGAAAAAGAUUGCACAGCUUAAAAUGUUCACAAAAUAUUACCUUGAACCUGUGAAGGGAAAAAAUCUGAAGGGAACCCAGAGUGAAAAAGCGAUGAUCAGUAUCAAUAAUCAUGAGGAAGCAUUUUUAUGUUACACAUGGCAACAGUAGAAAAUACUUUUAUUAGUAACUUUCUUUUUUAUUAUUAUUUAUUUAUUUAUUUAUUUAUGAUUUUUAACUGUUAUAAAUACUCAGUUGGGAAAUUUGUACUUUGCUCAUGAAGUAGGAACUGACUUGUAGUCUUACUCAAGUUCAUCUCAAAGUAAAAAUAAUCUCUUUUUUACACUUUAGUAAGGUCUUUUCUGAUAUCUAUUUUUUGAGUUAUUAAUUCAUACAGGAUGAGAUGCCUCUGUUUGCCUUCCAUGCAAAAUCAUCAGCAUGUAAAAUCCACCAUUAAGUUUUAUUUAGCUAGCUAGUAAGCUAAUAAAGUUUUGUACGUAGGUUUGUUACAUUAACUAGCUAGUUAUUGUUUGUAAUUGGUUUCUUGAUUUAGCUAGUUAGCUAAGUUUUGUUUUGUUGAUAAUAUGCUUGGCAUUUUAUUGCAAAUGGUUUUUAAACAUUAGCCAAAUCAAUGACCCAAAUGCUUGAAAUACCUGCAAAUAAUCAUUAAGACCAAUUGCUUAACAAACAAACUAGCUAGUUACAGUAUACAGGGUCAGAUAUGAUGCACUUGUCAGUGUUUUUGUUUAUUAUUGUUUAAUUUUAUUAUUGUGUACACGAGGGUUUAUAACUGUGGUUCUUUUUGGCAUCCUUGAUUUACUUUUGUUGUCUUUGUGAAUUUCAUCAGAUUUCAAGCAGUGAACCUCAGCAGUCCAAAAAGCACUUACACUUAAAAGUUUGCAGUCUGUCUUUUUUUUUAAUUAUAUUUAGUUGUUUAUUUAUUUUUAAAUUAUGCUUUGGGGCUGUGUAUGACAGUCUUGUAAUUCACAGCUGAAAUGAUAUUAAAGUAGGUUCUGUAAAAAUCGCUCAGUUUUUAAUAUUUAUGGAAAACAUAACGUUUCCAUCAUUUGGUAUUGUUCAGAUUCGUAUCAUUUCUUGAACACUUGUGAAACUGGUGUAAAUAUUGUGUUACUUAAUGAAAAUAUGAUUUUAUUUACAAGUACGUAUAUUUUCAUCAUUAUGAAUUGUUUUUAGAGCUAACAAAACUCUCUAUAAAAUGUCAGUCUGAUAUCAGAAAAAGAUUUAUAUCAUCAGAUUAGUUUACAUGCUGAAAUCACCGUCUUUCUAACAAAGAGGACAUUGUUAAGUUUUGGUUGAAACAAAUGCAACAUAGCAUUCAGAAUGUAAUUAUUGACAACAGAACUAAAGAGAACAGCAAAGCCAUUAGAGAAGACAAAAUCAUCAUUACAAUUAUUUGCAAUUUUGUUUUAAUAAAUAAAUAAAUAGAUAGAUAGAUAGAUAGAUAGAUAGAUAGAUAGAUAGAUAGAUAGAUAGAUAGAUAGAUAGAUAGAUAGAUAGAUAGAUAGAUAAAUAAAUACCUUUUGGACCAUCACUUUUGUACAAUCGGCACUUGGGACUCUUCGUGAAUCUGUUGAAUAUGGAUUUAAUAUGCUGUUUUAUUUUUGACAAUGCCUAAGUGUGUUCAUGUGAAAUGAAAUCUCUCACAAUUUCCGCACUGUGCAAUAUAAACAAAAUGAAUAUGUGGCUAGUUAUGUUGCAUGAAUAUUACUUUGUGUUGUGCAACAUGUAUUUUUAUAUGCUCACAAAAUAUCAAAUGGUAACCAAAUAAUCAUGCUUAGAUGUCAGUAACGAACACUUAAUUCUUAGUUAGUUGAGCAUUUUUCUGGUUUACUUUAAUUAUCACUUUGAACUGAAUUUUCAAUCACAAUGAAUAAUAAUAAAUAAUAUACAGUAAUGAUGGCUUAGUGUUUAUCAUGUUUGCUUAAUACCUCCAGUGUUGGGAGUUUAAUUCCCAAUUCCUGCUCUGUGGGCAAAGUUUGCAUGUCCUUCACAUGUUUUGAGGGUUUCCUGUAGGUACUCACAGUUUCCUGUAACCUUUACUAGAAUAAGAGUGGAUAUGCAUAAAAUGGAUGGGAUGAUGGAUGCUCUUUUGGUACACAGACUUUAAGAUGCACAUAUUAGUGAUAUGACAGUCUAUAGGUUGCUUGUUCCAAGCAAAUUGGAUGCGUAUCCCUGCAAUAAACUAAAUGUAUUACAUAAAAGGACAAACGAAUCCUAUAAGCCACCUCACUAACCCGCUCUAUCUGCUUUUGAAAUAAAGACUAAAUGAUUUUCUUUACAGUCUAUGAAGCCAGUAAGGAGCAAUGCAAUUGGAGUAAUGGAUAAAUAUUAGAAUUACCUGUACCUGUUUUGUGAUCAUGUUGGAUUUUAGUUACAGCCUGAAUUUUUUUCUUUGCUAUAGCCUGAAAUCCUGCAAUAAUUACUAAUUUUUAUGUUUAAGACUUGUUUCUUUCACUGGUCUUUUCAUGUGGUGGGAAGUAAAUAUUGAAUAAAACGUUCAAUUUCUGUUUGAAAGAGCACUAACACUGUAAUAGUAUUAUAAAAGGGUGGGACAGAUUGGCUUUGAAAAUACUUCAAAAAUGGCAAGAAGACAAAAACAAUGCAGAAAACAGGGAUAUUUAUUAUGUCUUAUUUGUGGGAUAUUUGUUCAAUAUGACCGAAUAAAAGAGUUGAA
Tachysurus fulvidraco (yellow catfish) is the source of this 5754-nucleotide messenger RNA. RefSeq names its product thyrotropin-releasing hormone receptor. Gene Ontology annotation, biological process: phospholipase C-activating G protein-coupled receptor signaling pathway. Bases 499 to 1725 code for a protein of 408 amino acids. Lineage: Eukaryota; Metazoa; Chordata; Actinopteri; Siluriformes; Bagridae. Gene Ontology annotation, molecular function: thyrotropin-releasing hormone receptor activity. The record is from RefSeq and is a predicted model, not a curated record. The transcript is spliced from 3 exons. Gene Ontology annotation, cellular component: membrane.